This is a messenger RNA of Paramuricea clavata, 12288 nucleotides long. The record is from the annotation of a GenBank genome assembly. NCBI's taxonomy places the organism in Eukaryota, Metazoa, Cnidaria, Anthozoa, Malacalcyonacea, Plexauridae.
AUGUGGAUUUUAAAAGCUUGUCCAGCAGCGUAUCUGGUUUGCAUACAUACAUCAUGUUUCAUAUUUGCUUCUUCGGAUAAAUUUUCGUGUCCUGAAGCUGUUUUUGAAGUUAUAUCCAACGAAGGUACGUACACAGUAUAGAAAUGAAGAUUUUUGUAUUGAGUUUCAAUGUACACGUUAUAUCUGCCAAUCGGGCAAUCGAGUUAUGUAAUUGUACGAAUUCACCUAUUGCAAGAAACACACGUAAAGACGCUCAAGUUGUUGCAGGUGAUCUUUAAAAACAAGUUGUGAGAAAUCUGUUCACAAAUCUGUUGACAAGUUGUGUUCGCACCGCUUGUUACCAGUUGUUGUAACAAGCUUAGAACAUGCUGUUAACAAGUGUUGUAACAAGCUUGAUGGCAUUAUCGGACAUGUGCAUGGCAAGGUUUGAAAGACUUUUGCGAGUUAAGCCCCAUGCAGACAAGUACGUUUUCCAAUAGACAAUACCUAUUCCUUGACAAGUUUACUUUCUCGUGUGUACGGUCAGCAAGUUUUGCUUGGCAACUUGCUUGUCUGUACGGGACUUUAGGAGUUCGGUAUGGCUCUAUUUAACUAAAAAAAAGAGAAAGAACCGCUUGUGAAUAUGUUGAAAAUGUAUUGAAAUAUUAUGAAUUAAGUAUGAUCUGAGAGGGACAUUCUAUUCCUAAUAUAAAUCCCGCUCCUUAAGCCCAGAACUUUCGUCCAUGCUUUAGAUAAAUUCCAUAUCCCAUCCCAGUUAUUUAAAAAAAAAUGUAUCACUGAACAAAUAUUUAAAGUUUGUGAGUUCAUAGUCUCCUAUGCAGACCUACUGAGCGGAUUUGGGCUCGCCACGUACGGUCUGCUUACUUUCGCUAGCAAUUCGCCUUCCCAUUGUAUUCCAUUAGCCAAUAGCAUUCAAAUGCACAAGACACGCCCACUUUGAAUGUCAACUGUAAACUUGUAAACAAGGAGCGUGCGAUAAUCGAAUAAUAAUUCGGUAUAUACGUAUUUAAAUGGCCAUAAAUGUGAACAGAUCGAGUUUUCUGAUCAUUAGCAGUCGAAGUAGAAAAUAUUGAAUAUUUUUCCAACGAAUGUACGCGAUAGGUCGAAGGCUUAAAUGUAUAUAAAACUAUUCACUGGUAAUACUUGUUUUGAACUUGACGCGACUGCGUGACGGCAUGUAUAUUCAAUAUGUUCCGAACGUUCAAUAUAGAUUACGAUUUUAUUAAACUUUAUAAACUGGCUAGUCAUAUACAAACUUAGAAACCGAAAUAUGCAAUGAAUCAAUUCAGUAUUUUAUAUAGGCUGAAUUCUGUAAUCUUCAAUUAGUAUUUAUAAAUCUAUUAUCUACACCCGCAGUAAUGUACACUGCAACUUUAUAACUCUGUCUUGACGUCUUUGUCCAGUAUGUUACCCGUGUUACAGUAACACCUGCAAACGCUUGUAUUAAAGUAAUCAAAACAUCGCGAAAUAUUUUAAGUGAUAUUGUUCGAUUUUUAUACUACACUGUCUGUUCAAAACAAUAGCUCGACAAAUUCUAACAGAUUUUACAAUUGUUCCAUAUUGUAAAUUUGUAGACUGGUACAUGUAUAACAAAUAUAUCUCUCAGCUCUCGCAGAUAAUCGGUUUAAGAUAUGAAUAUUGAAUAGGUACAAAUGAAGAUAUAAAAUGCUCUGGUUCAAGAUUAAAUGUUUUGAAGCUUUUGACGACCCAAGCCUCAAGGUCAAAGGUCAAGCCCCAAGCCUUUGAGGAAAGGAAGUUUUGGCCAAAGUAAGCAUACCUUACGUGAGGGCUCAGCCCGCUAAGUAGGUAUGCGUAGGAGACUAGUGAAAUAUAAAUUCGUCUUAAAAAAGUAAUUAGUAAAUCAUCAAGAAUAGGCAAAGGAAAUCCCUACCAUGUCGGUGGUUUGUAUCUGAUAAAAAAUCAAUGUAAACUUUAGCUUUGAUUUUUUCGGCUUAGACAACGUUGAUUUUUAAUAUUACUUCGCCAAUAAACUCAAAAUGAAAGCCAUCUAAAACACUCGCGGUCCUUGCUUUAUCAGAUAUAAAACUCUCGGCUAUCGCCUCGAGUUUUAUAUCUGAUAAAGCAGUCCUGCUCGUGUUUAUUAAAAAUAGUAAAUGUUUUCGCUCGCUACUCUGGUUUUAAUAAGUGAGUGAAUGAAUGCAAAGUCCAGUCGAGUUGCAUUCACCACCCAACGCUUCGACGCUCAUAUCAAGGUGAUUUGAAGAAGUUGCAACCUAGCUUCCUAUAUACCUAUGGGAUCACGUCAUCUGCCAACAAGAUAUCCAUAUUCUUGUAGAAAAUAAGCACCGUCAUCGCUAUUCAAAGCUUGAUUACUCAUAUCUAUAUGUCACGCUUCUAGGCAACCAAAGGGCCACUAAAGGCUUUGUCCAGAAGUCAUGCCCAAAGACGUUGCCUAGAAGCGUGGUAUAUGAAUAUGAGUAAUCAUACUUUGAAUAGGGAUGACGGUGUUAUAUUUGCCAGAAACAUAUAUUCAACUUGCUGGAAGAUGACGUCGUCCCCAGGGUAUAUAUAUAUAUAUAAUAAGAAGCCACGCGUUGUACCGGAGAUCACCCUUGAUGAGGACACUAGACUGGAGUUUCGACAUGUUUAGUCGCGAAUGCAAUUUGACUUUGCAUUCAUUUAUUUAAACCACAGUAACGAGCGACAAGGAAUUUUUUUUCUUCGCUCAAAACAUCGAAGUUCCCCAAAACUUUUCCUGAUCUAACUUCUUAUACAUUUGUAAAAGCUCUUUUGUUUCUACUCAAUUAUAAGCAAGGGGUUUAAAAUUCUUUAGAAAGCUAGGCUAUACUGCAUGUAUUUUUUCGAAAGCAGGCUACCCACUGGAAGAAGAUGUCAUAUCCAAUUACAUUGUAACUUCGUGCAUUGAAUGUGGACACAAAUGCCUUGAAUGUGCAGAUUGUGUAACAUUUAGCCACCUUGCUGAACGGAGCCAUGAUAUCAACUGUAAGGUCAACGGACACACCAGUGAAUUAAUGGUUAAAGGUGGACAUGGUGACGAUGAAACGUGGACAUCCUAUAAGACAAUAGAACCGGUUAGUCACAUAUGAUUGAGCUCGGAGUAUAUUUGAUUUUUAUAUGUUAUAAGAUACAAAUCUUGUUCUUGCAAUGUGUGCUGACUUCCAAUUUUAAUUUUUUUUAUAUUUCUAAGGAAAUCUGUUUAACUCAUCGUCCAUGUCAGAACGCUGGUCGCUGCGUCAAGAACUCCUGUGAACCUGAGGGUUAUUCUUGCAUAUGUCCACAGUGGUAUUAUGGAAAAUACUGCCAAAAUGAAAACAGUAAGUUAGUUUUGGAAGCAACAGGCCUUGCAGCUCAGUUUGUUAGGGGCCGAUUACAUGGAGCAUUUUCAACCCCGGGGUUGAACUCAGCCCUGUUUACCGGGUUGAAAUUUCAGCCCUGUUUGUAAUACAAAACUCUAUCAAAAUCAAACGCGCGAUUGCAUGACAAAAUUUUCAACCCCAGGGCUGACUUCAACCCCGGGGUUGAAAUUUCAACCCUGCUUCAACUCCGGGGUUGAACUCAGCCCUGGGUUGAAAAUUUUGUCAUGUAAUUGUUUCAACCCAGGGCUGGAAUUAUCAUGAGUUAUUCGAGUAUACGUAGUAUAGUGAUUAUUUGUUACAGGAAAACAAAAUAAAGGCUUUUUUACUCCCGGAAAUCGAUGCCGAGAACGUAUAGUAUAGCGUUUCAACCCCGGGGUUGAAAUCGUCCAUGCAUGUAAUCGCAAAAGAUUCUCCAUGUAUUCGUCCCAUUAGUUAACAUGCACCGAAGCACGUAAACGAACGUAAAGCCUCAUUAAUACUGAACGAAACAAUCGUCAAAACUACAGUUCCUUAUUGGCUGAUAGAACUCAAUCCGUUCUCAUUUAAGAGCUUGCUAUUAUACGGUUGACUCAACCGUAUAAUAGCAAGCUCUUAUUGGAUAAACGUUUGGCAUAAUUUAUUCGCACGAAAGUUGGCAGUGUGUUGGUGAUUUACAUACGAUUGCUUACGUACGGAACCUAAAUGCGAAAUUUGCAUGCAAGAGAUGUUAUAACUCGAGACGUCUCGCUCAUUCCCUGAAAAACUGGCACGCUUGAUGCAUGUCAUUCUUUACCUAGUAAACUAAAACUCAGAAUAUCCACAGAAUGUUAACUGAUAUAAUUUUGGAAGUCAACCUGGCCACUGUUUGUACACGAAAAUUUAGUUCAUUUCAAUGGAAUUUGAUGACUCGACAGUCUCGUGCCAUAUCAUAUGCUGUACUGUAUAUGUGUUUGCAUGAAAGUAAACACAAUUCCCAAAGGGCAAAAUUGCAACAGAUGUCUAUACUAUAGACAUUGUCAUUGCGCUACUAAAUACAGAUUACAGUAUGUUUCGUAAAUAUCUCGAUUCCCAAAGCCAAAGGCAAACAUAUUUGUGAAGAGUUUAAAUUCGUUCAUCAAUUAAUCAAUCAUGACAUUACGAGAUUUCUAAGCGAGGACAUGUACAUAUCAACGAUAUUUCAGCAUUGAAGCAUGCGUAUAAACACGGCGAGCCAGAGUAAAACUUAAAAUCGAUAGAAGAAAAUGGAUCGCAAGAAAAUUUUUAUGGCCAGUCUGUUUUUGGGAUUUGAACUUGAAGGCUGAACGACUAAUUAAUGUUGCUUUCUCUUGUGACUCUUACGGUGUCUCUGGAGAAGUUUUAAGAUUCAAACAUUUUCUGUGCAAAUAGUUGGACAUAUGUCUGCACGAGAAUGAAAACUUUGUAUAUGCACACAUAUUUUCGAACGAUGCGAUAGCACGUUGGGCAAUCUCUAGACUCUAUAUAGUGAUCUACACGACUACACAUGUCGACAUAUAGCUUCAAAUCGAAUUUGUGAUUAACUGACAACAUGAUAAAGUCUUUAGAAUUCGCACAUUUUACAAACAGUAUGCAUAUCUAUGGUUCAUUUACACAUAUUACAUGUGAAUUCAAUUACAUCAGAAUCAAUUUCUUACGUUUGCAAAUUAACAUAACUGAAUAUACGUUCGUUUACGUGCUUCGGUGAAUGUUAGAGAGUUUGAGCAAGAGAACGAAGUCGGACGACGACGACGUGGUUGACAAUUUUUUCCUGCCUUGAACAUUAUCUUGCGUAUUCUAAGAUUAGGGUCAGGAGUGAAGACAGAUUAGAGAUUCACGCGUCUAGCUGUUUAUCAAUGUUGACCCAAAUCCUUACCCUGAUCAGGAUAAGACAGCGAGACAUGAAUCCAUAUCCCGUCUUCGUUUUUCUUCCUUCGUUCACAACGAAUAUUUUGGCAAAAUUCGUUGUUAACUUCGUUCCGAACGAAGGCACAAGAACAAAGACGGGAUAUAUAGGUUCAUGUCUCGCUGUUUAUUCUGGAUCAGGGCAAGAAUUAUUAUGGUCAGUAUUCAUAAACAACGACACAUAGGACACGUUGAGCAAACACCAGUGACGUCCAACACAGUAUGCACAAGAGAAUGUGCAGACGACAAAAAUUGUCAAGUAUGCCUUCGUCUUCGUACUUCGUUAUCUUGCUCAAACUCUCUGUUAACUAUUAGAACGCUGCAUGCUUGGAAUCGCUGGGCCGCAAGUUCGAUUCCUGCCAGAGGACAAAUAGUUGCAUUUUUCACAUGUGCUCAUGUUCUAACGUUGAUCCUAACGUUGUCACAACGUUCCUGCGAGUUCACAAAAUAACGUUACUACAACCCCAGCGGCCAAAAUGACGUUUAUCCAACGUUGAAUCAACGUUGGAAAUGACCUUCCAGACGUUGGAUAGACGUCGAAAAAGGGUUGACUAUGCAAAUUGGAUCGACGUUACGGUUUCGACGUUGAAACAACGUCGAAAUUAGGUUGCCAAUCUCGUCAACCAUAAUUCAACGUUGAAUCAACGUUGAAACAGCGUUGAGAUUGGUUCACAAAUCGACGUCGUACAUUUAACCAUGAAUGAACGUUGAUUCAACGUCUGUUGGCUGCUGUUGAACCAAUGUUUGUAAAACAACGUCAGAGCAACGUAGAUAUUAGGUUGUCGACGUCGCAACCUUUUUUCUACCAAAUUUCAACGUUGAAACAACGUCGUGUGCCCGGUGGGACGUUAAUUUUCAACGUUUUCUGGACGUUAAUCAAACGUUGCAAGAACGUUGAACCAACGUCGUGUUCUAACGUUAAUCAAACGUUGUAAGAACGUUGAACCAACGUCGUGUUCUAACGUUAAUCCUGACGUUGUCACCACGUUCCUGCGAGUUCACAAAAUAACGUUACUACAACCUAUAAUACCAACGUUAUCUCCACGUUCGGCGAACGUUCGUACAACGUUGGCACAACGUAAUUGUGCUAGCUGGGUUAGGUCUAUAUAAAUCGUACAUAAUUUUCCACUCGAAAUUUUCAUUUACAAAAACCCUUCAACUAUUAUAGUUCUAUCGAACAAGAUGCCAAAAAAAUUUCGAUAUUCAACUUGUAUUUCAAGGGAAAUCUGAGUCGAUAUAGUUGAAGAUGAUUUUUAGGCGUUAAUUGUUUAUUUUAUGCCGUAAAAUCAAGACGAUACGGUACUGGUUUCGUUUUGUUUCAUCCACAAACAUAUACAAAUUUAUUAUUAUGAUUUGCCAAAGGCGUUCAAUUCAACUCUUCACCAAAAAGUAAGGUUUUACACACAGAUUAUAUGACGAUAUGGUGAAGUUUUUAUUAAAUUCCAUGUUUCUCCGCCAUGACAGUAUACAAGAACUGCCACGUGCUCCCCAGGACGCACCCUUCCAAACAGUCUUUCGCGCGUGGCCUGCCUGAAUACUUUAUGCAUAUAUUAUAAUUAUUUAAAUGCCUGGGUAUACGAUUUCUAUAGAAUAAUUCAUGAAAAAGACAAACAAAAUCACUGCCGUAUCGGUGGUUUUAUAUGUAAUAAAAAAUUAAUAUGUUCAUAUAAAUAUCAUAUUCAUAUUAAUGCAGAAAAAUGUCGAGCUGCAGAAAGUUAACAUCCUGCAAAAGUUUCAGACGUCACUCUCGUUCUUGUUCACAACGGCAAAAUACAGAUUAUCACGUCUGACAUACGACAGUGCUUAAUACAUUACAAGCUGGAACGACUGCUACUUUCAAUUGGGACCUCGAACUUUUUUCAAUCAUAAACACUUCAAUCGUUAACUUCAAUCGUAAUUAAACUGCAGUAUUUUUAUUCCGUCCUACACGCAUAAGGUCGCUAUUUUCAUGCAGAAUGUGUUUGAAUUUCCUUUGGCGUUUCUUUGAUAAAAUAUAAUGAAGGUGUUUUACUUCCAGGUAAUUUCGACGUUGUAUUUACAUCUCAAAGCCCUGUAUUGUCCUACAUCGAGACGGACAACAUCAAAUCAGAAUUAAGUCAAUUUACUUUCACGGCUUGGUUUAAGAUUUCGAUAGGGUUCCAAUGGUAUCAACUGCUUUCUUUUAUGGUGAAUAACAUGCCUGGUAAUAUCAACUUGCGGUUUGAAACGGGAAGUACAAAGAGCUACGCGAUUGGUUAUUUUGUCGGGGAAAUUGAAGCUAAAAGGUAAGAAACUAGUCAGGCAGAUUGUAUUGGUGACAGGUCAUUAUUUAUAAGGCACCGAAGAGAAAUGUAUUCCUUGGUAACAUUUUUAUUGAUCCAGCGAUUACACAAUCAAAAAAAUUCUACCUAAACUCAAAUAUAAAUUAAAAAAUAAAUACCCACCACUGGCAAAAAAAACUUUACAAAAGAAUACUGUUCAGUAGUCACCCAUGUCCUGUGCCCCUUACAUGACAUGAGUUUGAUAACUGAUUGCGCAAUUUUUUGCAGACUGAAGUUCCAUGCUGUCUGCCCAAGUACUUUCGCUGGAAACAUAAUUUGUUUGGCCUCCUGACAAAUCGGAAAAUGAUUAAGAUAGCUAAUCUGCUUGAUUUACAUAUUGUAUUGACAUAUGACUGUCACUUUUUCGUCAUGCUUUGGAAAUGACAAUACAUUUUUUAUUACCUAACUCUUGAGUUGUUUUGUUUUUCAUUUGCCCAACAUUUUAUUCAUUGAAAGUUGUCCAACCUUUUUCUGUUUGAUGCUACCCCCCCUCCUCCCAUCCCCACAAGAAAUAACGACCUGUCCCUUGGGUAGUUGUGUUUUGGCGUGGUACGGCGCAAUGCAGGGUGGUGUGGGUGUGCAGUAUAGUACAGUAUAUAUAAUUAUGUUAUUGACUGAGCGAGACACCUGCACUGUAAUUUAUAGAUAAGAGUUGAGAAGCGAGAGUUUGCAUGAGAGUUUUCUCAACUUUCGUGUCCGGUCAAACGAAAACAAGAGUUGCGUGAGAGUUGAUGAGAGGUAACUGGAUAUUACUGCGUGAUAGCGAAAGCACUUAUCAACUCUUAUUAAAUUUUGAACUAAUUCCGAGUCAGUGACGACACUGAGAGUUGAUGCCGAGAGUCCAUCAGAGUCGAUGAGAGUUUGGCGAUCAAACGCGAGCGAAAGUUGCGACUCUCAUCAACUCUUGCCGCCAUUUGACCGAAGCUUUAUGCAAACGAAAUUAUUAUUGUCUUAUUUUUAGAGUGAGGACUAAUAUAAUUCCUGUUAAUGAUGACGUUUGGCAUCAUCUUGGCUUUGCUUGGAGUAACACAAAAGGCCGAUGGGAAGUCUUAGUAGAUGGAACAUCUCGAGCGAUUCGAAGCAAAAUAAAAACUGGUGUUAUUAUCCCGGCUGGUGGAAGACUGGUUAUAGGGCAGGAGUACACAGGUACUGGAUUCGUGGCUGACAGAGGAUUUCACGGUCAACUCAGUGGUGUGAACUUUUGGGACAGAGCAUUAGCUGGUGAAGAGCUCGAGGCUCUUGCUAAAACUUCUGACAGUGGUAUGCAAGGAAAUAUACUGCGUUGGUUCCAAGUUCUUAAGAAUAUUUAUGGACCUGUGGAAAAAGUUACGCCUUCAAAGGUCAUAAAUACAAGUAAGUAUCAAUCAACCUGUGGUAGUCGAACUAUAUAGUUACCGUAAACCUCCGAAUGCAUGCAAGCCCCCCGAAUAUAAGCCCCCCGUGUAUAAGUCCACCUCAUGUACUAACGCUCACCUCAUUCUAAAUAUAAGCCCCUCCCCGAAUAUAAGCCUCCCGAAUAUAUUAAGCCCACUUGUUUAUCACUAUUGUUUAUCACUAUUACCACUAUUAGUCACAAUAAAUUGUUAAGUCACUAUUACUAUCACUUAUUACUAUGCUUGUUUAACAAGUCUUGUUUAUCACUAUUACACCAACACAAAAGAUGGUCCAUGUAUAAGCCCCCCCCGUAUAUAAGCCCCCCUUGUAUAAACCCAUCAAAAAUUGCUGACGAACGAAUAUAAGCCAUUGAUAUAAGCCCAGGUUUAUAGUCGGAGGUUACGGUAUGUUUACACUAAUCUGAAAACUAGCACUGGAUAGUGCAUCUGCAAUGCAUAUAUAUGAAGCCAAUGGCGGCAGUAUUGGUGUGAGCAGAGCAAAUCUACUGUGGUGCUGGUGACAUAAUGGUAAAAGUUCUUACAGUUUCUGGUUAUUGGUAGAAAAGAAUAAACAUUGUUUGAAUAAAAUUUUAUCAAUAGUGACUUCUCUUCCCCUAUACAUGUACAUCUACCAUGAAUAACUAAUGAGGUCACAGCAAAAUGGCUGCCACAGAUCUUAUUACCUACUAGUCUUUAAAACGUUCUAAUAGUCUUAGAAGAUGGACUGAAGCUAUCUUUCGAGUACAUAUAUAGGAAAAGUUAGACAUUUGCUUGAUAAUAUAGCUAAUUUGAAAACUUCGCGAUCCAAUUUGCUGAGAGACUGUAUUUUUAACAGACUUUAAAAUCUCAUCUCAUUAUAAAUAUUGUGGCUUCAGAAUUGCCUUCAAGAAGAUACGCUACCCAGUCCUUCUCAGAUCAGUGGUCUCCAUCAACAAGUUAAGUCAAGUAUUCAUUAUUUGCACAUACACUUAUUCAUUUAGUAUAAGACAAACUUUCGCAGAUUUUUUAUCAAAUUUUGAUCCAUAUUGUACCAGAAUUUUGUCGAUAUAAUAAUUUUUGUGUAUGCACCCUGUAGUAUUAAGAUGACUUCUCAUCUAUUUAGCUUCAAAAAGCUCGCUCUAUUCAACCGAAUUUUAUAUUUCAUCUAUACAGAUAAAGAGUUAAACUUCGAACUGCAAUUUGGCUCUUCAAACACAGGUCAACCAGGUUACAUAUUAUCACCAGGUCCUGAACAGCCGAUGCGACAGUUAUCUGUUUGUCUAUGGAUAAAAAUUUCUGUUGCAAGUCGCUUUGUUUUAUACGAUGUUGAAAAUGAAGACGGUCCUGCAGUCUCUUUUGGAAUUGACUCAAAUUACUAUUUGUUUACAUAUAUGAAUGGAAGCCUCGUUAACAGGUAUAUAUGUGUAUGUAGUUUGCAGUUUUUUUGCCCAAAAGGUUGCCACAACAGCCAAAAUACUAAUGUUGAUAGAUACUGUUUUGACACUUUAAUAGAACUGCAUAAUGCAUGCUAAUUAUUCGAUAUUUAAUUAUGUUAAUUUUGGUCAUGUGUUAUUUGUUUUAAUCAUACGAUCGAAAAUCGAAGGACAAAAGGGAACAGCAACUAUUUUGACAGCCAAAUGUCAUGUAUUUAGAACAUUGUCCGUGUCUUUGUGUUGCGAAGAGUUCACAACAGUUAAAAUAGUUUGAUUAAUAGAGUGAAAUGAGAAGUUAUUUUGGGCGAAAUAUGCCAGAUCAAUAGAGAAGUUCGGCGAAGAAAAGUUUGACGACGAGGUAAAAAGCUUGGAAUUUGUGCUAGAAGUUUCGCCCGGAAAUACAUCGUCUUGAAGAGGCUUUUGGCGAAGUCAAGAAAUACAUGAUCGAAUUACCGACAUAAUGGCUGAAGCUGACAUUGUCAUUGAGAAAGCCGAUUCUGCAAACCAUGAUAUUUUUAUUACGGAAAUCAUUGCAGAAUAGGGCGAUUUACUCUCAAAGUUAGAGCAAUGUCGACGAAAAUGUGAAGUAGAUCAAACAUCAAAGGGACUGCCGACUGAAAUGGAACCCAAACAACAGAGGUCUAAUCUGGAGAGAAUCAAGGUACCACAAUUUUCUGGAAACAUUAAAAAUUAUCGAACAUGGAAAAAAAUUUUCGAGGACACUAUGAAGAGGAAUUAUGAAAGUGAAGGAAGUCAACUUGCAAGAAUGAUUGAAGCUAUCCAAGCCACCCUGAGAUAUGAAAUUAAAUGUUUUACUGCAACUAAAGCGAUACGGGAAUUUCUCGACAAGUUAUUUGGAGACAACAAAGAGUUGAUUAAAAUUUUGAUGAAUGAUAUCAAAACAAUGAAACCCUUGAAGGUCAAAGAUGCAAAGUCGAUUCAGAAUUUGGUCGCAACAGUUCGUGGGUUUAUUCUCAGAAUGAAGGAUGUUGGAGCAUCUGACGAAGCCAAAAGUAGAUAUGUGUUUGCUGAUAUUCUGGCGAAAUUUACGGUAGAAGAUCAAAGAGCUUAUGCACGGAGUAUGAUUGAUACAAAGAAGAUUGAAAGCCUGCAUACCUUGUUGGAAUACCUAGAAGAAGAGGCAAAAAUAAUGGAAUAUAGUCAAUCGGAUCAACGCUCUUCAAAAAUUGGGAUUUAUCCUGUUAAUGUGGACGGUGGUUACAAUAAUGCCCCUGGUUGUGGUUUGGGUUGUUCUCAACAACAUGGUUUAGGUUAUUGUCCAGGGGCCGGUUGUAUCAAAGGCGUUUAGCUUAAACGGUGGAUAAGUCAAAAUUAUCAAUCAAAUCUAUGAACUAUAGACUACAAGCAAACAUAACUUUUCUGUCUAAACAUAACAACUAUGAAUAAAACUUCACAUUUUGUUGAUAAAAUUUAAGUUUAGUUAUUUACACGAUGAAUAGGAAUGUUUUUAAAUGUUUGCUUAUCCACCGUUUAAGCUAAACGCCUUUGAUACAACCGGCCCCAGCAUUUAAGAAGAUGAAAGUGAAGGAAAAGUGGUGAUUCAGUCCAAGAGAUUUAAAAAUGUCUGCGAACUGGACACUGACACCAACAGUGUUCGUGAAAAGCAUGUGAUAUCAACAGUUGUGGAAGACCAUAUCAUUACCUAUUGCAUAAAGAUCCAAAACAAGUGGACAAUGACAAUCUGAACCCUGAUGCACAACCAUUCAAACUAGAUCAGGACGGAGCUACACUGCUACAGGCACAGGAAAGUCCUCAGGAUGGUGUUAUUUCAACUGGUAAUGCAGGAACUGCAAAUGUACCAACUCAAAAGGUCAAAGUGCACAGUGCCAAUGGGAACUCUAUUGAGGGACUUGCCAUGGUUGAUAGUGGUUCUAAUAAGAUUUCAUUCGGAAAGAGUUUGCGGACAACCUCGGUUUGGUCGGAGAAACAAAAAGAUGAAGAUGUAUGUUGCAAGCGGUGGAAUUAG